AAAUGAGUGCAGCCGUAAACAGAUCGUGUCGGGCAAACGUGACAAUUCCGAUGAUAGCUUUCAAAAUAGCCCUCAAGUCACCAACGAAAUCAUACUGCAGCCUUAGCACGCUCUUACUUUGAAAGGUCCCGUCGGAAGCGCCACGUCCCUGCACGCUGUCUGGCCUGACAGACGGCGGGCGCGAGACGCUCCUCUCCUCCUCACGGCUGUGUUUGUCCAUCUUGGUCCCCAUUGUCUGCCCGUCAAGGCGAGCCCUCAUUUCGGGGCAUUUGUUCCGCUUCAAAUAACACCUCAAUGGAGUCUCACUGAAGCGUCGCCGCCACCGAGCGCUCCGGUCCGGACGGACGUAUCCGCCGCGGCGGCUCCGCAGGAGAAGCACCUGUGCGGCGGAGCUGAAGGCGACAUGACCCCGGCGACGAGGAGACGCGGCAGCCGGGGGAGGAGGACGUGAAGUGGCCGCGAUUCGGCUUCGUCGCUGGUCUCCUUUUGGGCCGACGACCGCGCAGGACGUUUUCUCCUCGCGUCCGCACUUCCUGUGAGGGGACACUUUGGACCACCUUUUGAUACAUAUUAGACAUUUCCGGGUUUGAACUAAGUGGAAUUAUUAUCCAGAUUAUUAUUGUUGAUUGAACUGGAGAACAUUUUUAUGACUGUACUAUAUUUUUCCCCCCAUGAUGAUUAUUGUCUCCGGGACCUAAGUUUUAUUUAUGUAAACCUUCUAUCCGUUUUACUUAUGAUGUGAAUUAAUGGUCCCUCCCACCCCAAAAAAAAGCCACGUUCCUGAAGUGCUUUCCUAGAGUAGACCAGUACCUUUUAUUGCUACCUGAACCAUCUUUCCACCCGAGCUCCAGGGUCCCACUCCCUCCCCAGCCCCCGAGGCCCGGCGGUGAGCACCUCGACUUGGCCCGAGAGCCCCGAGGAAGGAGGAAUCGCCAAUUAACAGAGAUCCGGGACGAGACAGGGUGCGGAGGACGCCAUGGGGUGCUGCAGCGGCAGGUGCACCUUGGCCUUCAUCUGUGGCAUGCAGCUGGUCAGCGUCUUCGAGCGUCAGAUCAUCGACUUCCUGGGCUACCAGUGGGCUCCCAUCCUGACCAACUUCCUGCACAUCAUCGUGGUCAUCCUGGGCUUGUUUGGCACCAUCCAGUUCAGACCGCGCUACGUCACCGGGUACGCAGCCUGGCUGGUCAUCUGGAUGACUUGGAAUGUUUUCAUCAUCUGUUUUUACCUGGAGGUCGGCGAGCUGUCCAAGGACUCUGACCUCGUCCUCACCUUCAACCUGUCCAUGCAUCGCUCUUGGUGGAUGGAGAACGGCCCCGGGUGCAGGGUGACCCCCGUCAGCCCUCCUCCCUCUUGGGCACCCGAGGACCACCGAUACAUAUCGAUAGCCGGGUGCCUGAUGGAGUUUCAGUUUGUAGAAGUGGCUCACUCCUCGCUGCAGAUACUCCUGGCUUUGGCGGGCUUCAUCUACGCCUGCUACGUGGUCAAGCUCAUCUCGGAGGAGGAGGACAGCUUCGAUUUUAUAGGCGGAUUCGACUCGUACGGCUACCAGGGGCCUCAGAAGACCUCCCACCUUCAGCUCCAGCCCAUGUACAUGUCAAAAUAAGACUAAGAGCCGGCUGCCUUACCACUGAUCGACUUCUUAAUUUGUUUUGAACGUUGGCUGAGGAGGACAACAAAAGAUUGAGACGCCCCCUUCUUCCUUUCCCUCCUCUGACGUCCUUAGCCUGUCGUGUCUAUUGCUGACGGUGCAACACUGCCCUCUGGUGGUAGGACGCAGUAACUGCAAGGCAUGGGAACAACCUCCAUUGGCUGGUGGUUUUGAACUGUUUCGUCGUGUUUGUGCAUUAGCGAAUCAUCCAUAUUCGGUUGACUUUUUUGGGGGGAACUUUUUUAGUGCCUGACAGGCUUACGGACACAGAGAGUGCGAGCAACAAAAGAAUGUCAGACGUCUUCGUUCCCUUCUUCCGGAACGGCUUGGAUUCUGGAUGUGACUGAACACGAUGUAGAAAAAUGUGAAUCUUAAAUGUUUACAGUCCGAGACAAUGCAACCAGGGGAUAGACACGUGCUUUUUUUUGUGUGCAUGUUCGGGCCUCUGCUAUCGAAAUAAUUUGUCUUCCACCAAUGAGCGGCGAGCAGAGUGCCGUGCCGAAGAUCACGAGACAAAACUUCCAUUCAUAACCAAGAAAUCUUCCAAAGUUCCAACACAUUGAUGACAAUCACGAACCCCGUUCACAUUGCCUAGAAAAGCCCACGGCGUUCGGAACGCGUGAAAAGAAACACGGCUUGGCAUUUUGGCGCACCACAGAGAAGAAUGUUGUUAACGACCACGAAAAAUUCCAAAAAUGUGCUGUGUAUGUAAAACGAGGCUUCAAAAUUGUGAGAAAUCGAGCCGUUCUCGGCGCUCUUCGGUGCUGUGGGCGUGUCCGCUGAAUGUGCUGAAACCACGCCCCGUUCAACUGUCAAUCAAACACCAGAGCUCCCACCUGCAAAAAUGGAUACUACUUUGUCAGCAUCUUUCUUAUGCCUGCACGUAACUCCAUGUUUGAGCCGCAAAAAUGUAUCCGCUUAAAGCUUCCGCUGGCUGGAUUCGGGUUAUCACGGGGCUUUUCCACCCCGCUACAACGAGGCGCUUGAAAGCGGCCAUACGCUGACUUUAUUUUAUUACCUUGGAAUUGGUUAUUUCAAAUGUAUUUAUUCAUUUCUAUUUUUUUCAUUGAUAUCAUUGAAUUUUUUUUUUAUUUAUUUUAAAUAAAAUAAAAAUUGGAAUAGAUUUAUGAAUUGGUUGGUUAUAAUAAUAUUAAGUAUAAUUAAAGAAUGAGUUAAUUAUAAUUAAACAUUUGGUUGACUAAGUAUGUACACGUUAAUUAAAAUUAGAAAAAAAAAGGAUCGAAAAAAAAAAAAUUUAAAUGAGCAUGAAUAGCAUCAGAUAAAUACAUACUUUUUUUUUUUUGCCUAAUUUACGAAUGACCUAGCCCAUCUGUCUGAUUAAAACAAUCUAGUCUGGCUCUUGAGGACAAACGUUUGCCCUCCACACUGCACACGUUCUCCAAAAAACAAUGUACCUGUAAAUGCGUCAUUAUCACGCCAGACGGCCAAUCGCGCAUUUUGUUCUGAUGACCAACCACCUUUUCCUCGAGGAAGCAAAAUCCGAUCUCCUGCUUGUUGGACAUUUUGGACUCUCCGGACCAAACAUUGAAGGCCUUCCUUGUUUGCCAUGUGACUCUCGUGACCACACGGAGGCUUUAAAACGACUUUGCUCGAAGGAUCCAGUCCUCUCUGGAGGUCACCGUUGAGGACUUGAGAACUUUGUGUGUUUGCAUGAGGUGUCGCCAAGCUCUUUGCAUAUUUACUAUCCUCAUGCCGCUCACGCGUGACUUGCGACUAGCUACUAGUCUACGAGGGACACCGUCCUCAAUGUGAACUUUGUUGUUUUUGUACCAGUAGGAAAUGUCCACGAGGGUAAAUAGUGUAAAAAAAAAAAAAAAAAAAAAAAAAACUGAAUUGUGACCUUGAACUUGUAGAUGUUUUUUAAAUCACGUUUUUUUUUUCUAGUUGACUAAUAAUGUAUGAUGUCGUGGAAAAGUGGCCGUGUGUCUUACUGUGUGUGUGUGUGUGUGUGGGGGGGGGGGGGGGGGUGCUUAUGCAGUGGUGCCUUUAGAUGAGUUUCAUUUGUUCUGUGGCCGUGUUCAUACAAAACUCUCAUCUCAAAUCAUCUCUUCUGUUUAAAAUUACAAUCCGUUGCAGCUUUCCCAACAAAUAUGUUUGUAUGUGUUUUUUAGUAAGUAAACUAGCACUCUAUCACAUUAUACUUCAUACAAAUAUAGUAAUAACAUAAUUACGUAAAUUGUAAAGACUUAAACAGUUCACCAUGAUUCAUGAAUUGCGGCUCCUUCUGGCGUGCGCUACUUGACCAAUGGGCUUUACUCAACUACUGUAGGUGACUCAGUAAGUAAUAUUAGUCCUUUUUCGCAGAGGGUAAAGAACGCUUGUGAGUAUUGUUAUAUUGUCUGUGUAGACGUGUUGCUGCACCGUUUGUGGUCAAAUACACUUCGGCCGAGCGGCAGCUCGUAUCUUGAAAAACUUGGGUGAGUUGGGUCACUUGUAUCUCAAGGCACCGCUGUACUUGCACUAGUUUGCUAGGAACGGGCAUCGUUUUCAUUCACUGCUCGUUAAUUGCCUGGUCAUCUCUUCGAGUGUCCGGUGUGUUAAGAUGCGUCCGUAAACACCGAUAAGCAAAAUUUCCCUCCCUUCUGAUCCAAGUCAGCUAAGGCCCGAUUGUCGGGAAAAAAAAUACAAUACAUGAUUCGGCGGGGUCGGAAGAUUCUGAGACGCUCCCAUCCCUUUAAAAAGAACGUUCCAAAAGUCAUCUUUUCAACCCCCUAACUACGACCUACGUUGAACAUUCGAACGGACGGCUGUGUUCAGUGCUGAUAAAACAUUUGCGUGUGUUGGGAAAGCAGGAGCAGACUAUUUACAGGCUUUACAGCCAGGCUGUCGAUGACAUUUCAGACUUUGAAACAGUCAAUAGAGCUUUUGUGUGGUGUUCCAUGUUUGGACGCGUGUGUGUAGACAGACGCGUGCAGCAGGUGUUAAGAACUUGCAGAACGAGCUGGAGUCGCGUUGCUUUUUUGUGUCAAUAAACAGUCGCCUGAG
Phyllopteryx taeniolatus (common seadragon) is the source of this 4654-nucleotide messenger RNA. It is a transcript of the gene nkain2, whose product is annotated as sodium/potassium transporting ATPase interacting 2. The record is from RefSeq and is a predicted model, not a curated record. Bases 977 to 1603 code for a protein of 208 amino acids. Lineage: Eukaryota; Metazoa; Chordata; Actinopteri; Syngnathiformes; Syngnathidae. Gene Ontology annotation, biological process: regulation of sodium ion transport. The transcript has 7 exons.